AUGAUAAAAUUAGUUCGAACUUCACAGACAAUACAAUGUUUUAAAUGUGGAAACUAUGGACAUUAUGCAAAUGCUUGUAACUAUCUUCCUAAUAUAAUACAAUGUGAUUGGUGUGGCAGAGAUUCACAUGUAGAAGAUGAUUGCUAUGCAACUUUCGAUAUUAAUGGUGAAAUGUUAGAAUGUGCUCGAUGUGGACGAGAUUCACAUGUAGAAGAUGAUUGCUAUGCAACUUUCGAUAUCGAUGGUGAAAUGUUAGAUUGUGCUCGAUGUGGACGAGAUUCACAUUCUGCUGAUGAAUGUUAUGCAAAAUUUCAUAUCAAUGGACAAAGAUUAAAUUAA
Rotaria sordida is the source of this 339-nucleotide messenger RNA. Lineage: Eukaryota; Metazoa; Rotifera; Eurotatoria; Philodinida; Philodinidae. The record is from the annotation of a GenBank genome assembly.